AUGGCCCCAGUCACACGCAGUCAGCGUUCUGGACGCGACGCUGCCACUGGCCACAAUCAUGACCCGGCGAUCACUACUUCACGGCUGCGCCUGCGUACAGCUCGGCAGACGCAGAAGGAUGACUACUCUACGACGACGGUCUUUGCCAGAUCUGGCCACUCUUCUAGACAUGGCAAAGCAUCGAGAGGCUAUACAUCUGAUGAGCCGCCACGCUUCAUCAUCAACCUCUCACUGCCGCCUGAGCAACGCUACCUGGAGGUCUGCGCUGCUUUCGAAGAACCGAUGCUCGAAUUAACGGCACUUUUCGACGAGGUUGUAGGCGGUAUGGUAACCUUCUUGCCAUUGAGCUGGCUGAGACUUCUAUGCAAGAUGUUCUUGAGGCGGAUCUACAACGAUGAAGAGAAUGCCGAGCUUAUAGGCAUCAGUCGAGCGGUGGGUAUAGAAAUGUACCUACUCGUGUGUUUCAAUGUGCUGCUGGACCUGAUGAUGGGUUGUUCCAGUGGUGGGGCUCGAGUGCGGGACGAGCAAAGUACGACUGGUGGGAGCAAGAUGUUGCAUUUUCGUACACUGGACUGGGACAUGCCCGCGCUGCGCAAGAUUGUGAUCCAGCUAGACUUUUGCCUCGAAAGAGAUGGACCGAUCACAGCAAGCAGUAUUACUUACGCAGGAUUCGUUGGUGUUCUUACCGGCGUGCGUCCUGGUCUCAGCCUCAGUCUCAAUUUCCGACCGAAUCGCAUCGACAACGGCAAGUUCUGGUCGGAUGCUGUUUACUUCCUGCAUAUGGUCCUGGUGCUCCUCGGACUCCGUGCUAGCAUCUCGUCGACUCUGCGAAGUUUUCUAUUGCCCCGAGCCGCUAUGAAACCUGCCUCCCUGACAUCCAAGCCGGCGCAGACCUCUCCUCCAGCUUUCGUGGACAUAAUCGGCGCAAUGACUGGCAUGAUCGUGCCGAUUCUGAUGACCACAGUCUGCUAUCUAUGCUUCUGCAGCGGCCAAGAGACCGUUGUCGUCGAGAAAGACUACAGGAGCGCCACGUCACGUACGAGUCAGGAUUUCAUAGUCGUGACAAACGCCGACAGCACCUCCUCAGCCCAGCCUAGGCGAUCUCCUUCUGUCAAGGACACAGAAGAGUCGGUCAAAGUAACUUUGGACGAAGUGGUUGCAGAAGCCAAAGAUAGAGAGAGAUGUGCUGUGGACAGUUGGCAGAGUAUCACAGCCCGAUCAUGUGGCCGCGACCCUUUUGUCACCAGGUCUGCCGGCAUCAAGGACGUUGUCAGAUUGGUUCAGGCUUACCCGACUACAAACGAAUGCACUCAUUUCGCAUGUGUUCUCGAUCCAACCAUCGGCACGGUGAGAUGGUGUCGGCGUUAUCAUGCAGUAGACUAG
Messenger RNA from Recurvomyces mirabilis, 1383 nucleotides. RefSeq lists its product as uncharacterized. The transcript is spliced from 2 exons. Gene Ontology annotation, molecular function: hydrolase activity, acting on carbon-nitrogen (but not peptide) bonds. Lineage: Eukaryota; Fungi; Ascomycota; Dothideomycetes; Mycosphaerellales; Teratosphaeriaceae. The record is from RefSeq and is a predicted model, not a curated record. Bases 1 to 1383 code for a protein of 460 amino acids.